Molecule: messenger RNA, 18496 nt
Organism: Dicentrarchus labrax (European seabass)
Lineage: Eukaryota; Metazoa; Chordata; Actinopteri; Moronidae
Product: CUB and sushi domain-containing protein 1-like
Exons: 75
Coding region: 372-11210 (3612 amino acids)
Source: RefSeq, a predicted model, not a curated record
UGUGCGGACCUACCAACCAUCUCUCUCCUCUCCUUCACUAUAUCUCUUCAUCUCUCUGUCUCUCUCCUCCGGUCCUCCGGUCUCUGCUAUGACAGCUCACACCAGCAGCGUGUUGCCCGAUCUCAGACCGUCAACCCGUCACCGGUUAUCCUGUCCAAACGUUAACAUGGACAUGUGUGUGUGGGAUAUUCGUGAUUGAUCUUCGGUUGUAAUUAUUUUUUUGUUUUUUUGUUUUGUAUAAAAACGAAAGAAAAAGGAGGAGGGGGGCGGCCGUCCUCUUUUACCCCCCUCCGCUUCCUUCAGCCAAGCAGAGCGGCAAGGUGGGGAGAGGGCUUUAAAAUUAAGCCAGCUUGGAUUUAUUUAACAGCAAAAUGACGGAUUUGGGAGCGCCGGAGAUGUUGCUGAUGAGGAGGAGGCUGCAUGUGAAGAAAACGGGCAGGCUGAGACGCGACCUCCCGCUUCUCCUCCUGCUGGGGCUUCUCUUCGGGGAUUUCUCCUCGUCCAAGGCUGAAUCUUGUGGUGGCGUAGUCCAAGGACUGAAUGGUACCAUAGAGUCGCCUGGUUUCCCCCACGGCUAUCCCAACUACGCCAACUGUACAUGGCUGAUAAUAACAGGGGAGAGGAACCGAAUCCAGCUAACCUUCGUCACGCUGGCGCUCGAGGAAGACUUUGAUAUUGUAUCAGUUUACGACGGACAACCGUCACCUGGCAACUUAAAAAUGAGGUUGUCAGGAUUCAUGCUGCCCUCCCCUAUAGUCAGCAGUGGAUCUAUAUUGGCCUUGUGGUUUACCACAGACUUUGCCGUCAGUGCACAGGGCUUUAAAGCUGUAUAUGAAGUCCUUCCCAGCCAUACAUGUGGCACCCCUGGCCUCAUUCCAAAUGGAGUCAUUCAUGGCUCGCGGUACAACAUGGGGGACAAGAUCCGAUACAGCUGUGAGUCAGGUUUUGUAUUGGAAGGACACAGUAUCCUCACGUGUAUUGUAUCACCUGGCAGUGGAGCACAGUGGGACUUCCCAUCACCAUUUUGUAGAGCGGAGGGAGCAUGUGGUGGUACUUUAAGAGGUACUGCAGGUUCAAUAACCAGCCCUGGAUACCCUGCAGAGUAUGACAACAACCUCGACUGUACAUGGUCAAUCCUCUCUGAGCCCGGGGACACUAUAGCUCUCGUCUUCAAUGACUUCUUAUUGGAGGACAAAUAUGACUUCCUGGAGAUCAGCGGGACAGAAGCACCAAGCAUAUGGCUGACUGGUACAACCCUGCCCUCACCAGUGAUAUCAAAUAAGAACUGGCUUCGGAUACAUUUCACCUCAGACAGCAACCAUCGAAGAAAAGGAUUCAGUGCUCAAUACCAAGUGAAAAAAGCAAUAGAGUUGAAGUCCAGAGGGGUGAAGAUGAUGCCCAGUAAAGACUCCAGUCACAAAAAUGCUGUCUUGAGUCAAAGUGGUCUUGCUGGUGAUGUUUGUCCAGAUCCAGGAGUUCCAGAAAAUGGCAAGAGGAUGGGCUCGGCCUUCCAAGUUGGCUCCAGCGUCCAGUUCAGUUGUGACGACAGCUAUGUACUACAAGGAUCAAAAAGUAUCACCUGUCAACGAGUAACUGACACACUGGCUGCCUGGAGUGACCACCGACCCAUCUGCAGAACUCGUACCUGUGGCAGCAACCUAAGGGGGCCCAAAGGGAUCAUAACUUCUCCUAACUACCCUGUUCAAUAUGAGAACAACGCACACUGUGUGUGGGUCAUCACUGCAAUGGACUCUGGGAAGGUGAUAAAGCUGUCAUUUGAGGAGUUUGACCUGGAAAGAGGAUAUGACACACUAACUGUGGGAGAUGGAGGGAAGAUAGGAGACACUCGGAGGGUACUCUAUGUACUUACAGGCUCCAGUGUCCCUGACCUCAUCGUUAGCUUGUCCAAUCAGAUGUGGCUACACCUGCAGUCAGACGAUACAAUUGGCUCCGCUGGGUUCAAGGCGGUCUAUGAAGAGAUUGAACGAGGAGGCUGUGGUGAUCCCGGGGUGCCGGCAUUUGGUCGGCGUAGUGGUGAUCGCUUUCAACAUGGUGACGUGUUGACCUUCUUUUGCCAGUCGGCCUUUGAGCUAGUGGGAGAGAGAACUAUCACAUGCCAGCACAACAACCAGUGGUCAGGCAAUAAACCCAGUUGUGUCUUCUCAUGUUUCUUCAACUUCACGGCUCCAUCAGGGACUAUAUUGUCUCCAAACUACCCAGAGGAGUAUGGGAAUAACCUGAACUGUGUGUGGUUGAUUAUCUCGGAACCGGGGAGCCGCAUUCAUCUCCUAUUCUCUGACUUUGACCUGGAGCCACAGUUUGACUGGUUGGUGGUCAAAGAUGAAGGACUGUCUGAACCAACGACAUUUGGGACGUUCUCUGGAAAAGAUGUUCCAUCACAGAUUGCCUCGAAUGGACACAUCAUGAGACUGGAAUUUCAGUCCGAUCAUUCCAAUACUGGAAAAGGCUUCAAUAUCAGCUACACCACCUUCGGGCAGAAUGAAUGUCAUGACCCAGGAGUUCCUGUUAAUGGUCAAAGGUAUGGUGACCAGUUUCAGCUAGGCAGCUCUGUGGCUUUUCGCUGUGACCAAGGAUUCAUCAGGACACAGGGGUCUGAUCAGGUCACUUGCAUCAUCCAGGAUGGAAAUGUUGUUUGGUCUGCAGCUGUACCUCGCUGUGAAGCUCCAUGUGGAGGCCAUCUCACAGCUCCUACUGGUGUUCUGCUGUCUCCUGGCUGGCCUUCCUUUUAUAAAGAUUCUCUGAGCUGCCAGUGGGUGAUUGAAGCACAGCCAGAGCAUGCUGUGAAGAUACACUUUGACAGGUUCCAGACUGAAGUCAACUAUGACACACUGGAAAUCAGGGAUGGCCCCUCCACAUCCUCUCCCCUGAUCGGUGAAUACCACGGGACCCAAGCCCCUCAUUUCCUGAUUUCCACGUCUAACGUCCUGUUCCUGUUGUUCACCACAGACAACAGCCGCUCUGCAGCAGGCUUCAGCAUCAGAUAUGAAAGUGUGAAAAUGGAGUCAGACUCUUGUCUCGAUCCUGGUAUCCCAGUCAAUGGUCGUCGCCAUGGCAGCAGCUUUUCCAUUGGCUCCCGUGUGUCAUUUACAUGUGACCCAGGAUACACACUGAGUGAUCAGGAGCCAAUUGUUUGUGAGCAGAAUCAUCAGUGGAGUCACGCUCUUCCCAGUUGUGAUGCCCUUUGUGGAGGUUAUGUUUAUGGUAAAACUGGGACAAUUCUGUCGCCUGGCUUUCCUGACUUCUACCCCAAUUCUCUUAACUGCACCUGGACUAUAGAGGUGUCUCAUGGGAAAGGAGUCCAUCUGGUUUUCCACACUUUCCAUCUGGAGGAGAACCAUGACUACCUUUCCAUCAUUGAGGACGGCAAUUUCCAGGUUCCAGUAGCUCGACUCACUGGCUUAGUGCUUCCUCCUAGUGUCAAAGCAGGCCUCUAUGGGAACUUCAGCGCUCAGCUACGUUUCAUAUCUGAUUUUUCCAUGAGUUAUGAAGGCUUUAAUAUCACUUUCUCAGAAUAUGACUUGGAGCCAUGUGAAGAUCCCGGUGUACCAGCGUUUAGCAGGAGGAUGGGAUUCAGAUUCCGAGUUGGCGACUCGCUGGCCUUCUCUUGUUUCCAAGGCUACCGACUUGAGGGAGACAGCAAGAUCACGUGUCUGGGAGGAGGCAGGAGAGUCUGGAGCAACACACUACCGCGAUGUAUAGCGGAGUGUGGAGCCUCUUCACUAGGACCAGAAGGCGUUCUCCUCUCUCCUAACUUCCCCUCCAACUACGAUAACAACCACGAGUGCAUCUACCGCAUCACUACCGAAAAGGGCAAAGGAAUCAGGCUGAAAGCAGAGAGCUUCUCACUGCAAGAUGGAGACAAUCUCAAGGCGUAUGAUGGAGAGAACACUUCAUCCCGUCUCCUUGGCAACUUUACACGUGACAGCAUGAUGGGUCAUGUCAUCAAUAGUACGUCCAAUCGCUUGUGGCUGGAGUUCAACAGCAACGCCUCUGGAACCAGUCAGGGCUUCCGACUCACAUACACAAGUUUUGACCUAGUACGCUGCGAGGAACCAGGUGUUCCUAGUUAUGGCUAUAAGAUCCAGGACGAUGGUCAUUAUGCCAACACUUUCGUCCUGUACUCCUGCAACCCUGGAUACAGUCUCCAUGGUAGCAGUACACUGACCUGUCUCAGCGGAGACAGACGUGUCUGGGACAAACCUCUUCCUUCCUGUAUUGCGGAGUGUGGCGGUCACAUAACUGGAGCAGUGUCUGGACGGAUUCUGUCUCCAGGAUAUCCUGCUCCAUAUGACAACAACCUCCACUGUACCUGGACUAUAGAGGCUGAUACAGGCAAGACUAUCAGCCUCCAUUUCAUUGUCUUUGACACUGAGGUUGGCCACGACAUCCUGAGAGUUUGGGAUGGUCCAUCUGGGCCAUCAGACGGGGGGAUCCUGUUGAAAGAAUGGUCUGGCCCAGCCUUACCUGAAGAUAUCCACUCGACUUUCAACAUACUCACACUGCAGUUUGAUUCUGAUUAUUUCAUCAGCAAGCAAGGAUUUUCUAUACAGUUCUCCACCACUACAGCAACAACCUGCAAUGACCCAGGCAUCCCUGUGAAUGGUUCUCGGUAUGGGGACAGUAAGGAGCCUGGUGACAGUAUGACGUUCCAGUGUGAUCCAGGCUACCAGCUGCAGGGCGAGGACACCAUCACAUGUGUACGGAUGGAUAACAGAUUCUACUGGCAACCUGACCCUCCAACAUGUAUAGCGACAUGUGGGGGUAACGUCAGCGGCCCCUCUGGUGUAAUUCUGUCUCCUAACUACCCCCAGCCCUACCCCCCUGGGAAAGAGUGUGAUUGGAGAGUCAGAGUCAAUCCUGACUUUGUCAUUGCUCUCAUCUUCAAAAGUUUCAACAUGGAGCCAAGCUACGACUUCCUGCACAUCUACGAGGGUGAAGAUUCUAAUGGGCCGUUACUAGCAAGUCUCCAAGGCAACCAGGCCCCAGAGCGAAUAGAGAGCAGUGGUAACAGUCUCUUCUUGGCAUUCAGAUCUGACGCCUCACUGGGCAUGUCUGGAUUUGCUAUCGAAUAUAGAGAAAAACCAAGAGAGGCCUGUUUUGACCCUGGUAACAUUAUGAACGCCAGUCGGACAGGUUAUGACUAUAAACUGGGAUCUCAGGUCUCCUACAACUGCCACCAUGGCUACACGACAGUGGGUGGGGAUACCAUCACCUGUGUCAUGGGGCAUGAUGGGAAGCCGGUGUGGGACAAGGCUCUGCCAACAUGUAAAGCUCCAUGUGGAGGACAGUACGGUGGAUCCGAAGGAGUUGUUUUGUCUCCAAACUAUCCUCUAAACUACACUACAAGACAGACCUGCUCCUACUACAUCGCUGUGUCACCACAGUUUGUUGUAUUUGGUCAGUUUGCUGUUUUCCAGACGGCCAUGAAUGACUCAGUGGAGCUGUUUGAUGGAGCCAAUGAGAAUGCUCGAUUGCUUAGCUCUCUGGCUGGGUCACAUUCAGGAGAGACAUUGCCAUUGGCUACAUCCAAUCAGAUCAUGCUGCGGUUCAAUGCGAAGAGUGGCCAGUCAGCUAGAGGCUUUCACUUUGUCUACCAAGCUGUGCCUCGCACCAGUGACAGUCAAUGCAGUUCAGUGCCAGAGCCUCGGUACGGCAGGCGGAUCGGUUCAGAGUUCUCAGCUGGGUCUGUGGUCCGGUUCGAGUGCAGUCCAGGGUAUCUGCUGAAAGGAUCCAGUGCCAUCCGGUGCCAGGCCGUGCCAGGUGCCCUUGCACAGUGGAAUUCAACAACACCGACAUGUAUAGUUCCCUGCAGUGGCAAUUUGACUGAACGUCGUGGUACAAUACUGUCUCCUGGCUAUCCUGAGCCCUACCCAAACAGUCUCAACUGUCUGUGGAGGAUCCAUGUCAGUGAAGGGGCUGGGAUACAGAUCCAAGUGAUGACGUUUGCUACCGAGCACAACUGGGACUCUCUGGAGAUCUACGAUGGAGGAGACAUGACAGCUCCUAAAUUAGGGUCAUUUUCUGGCACCACUGCUCCUGCCCUCCUCAACUCAACGUCCAAUCAGCUCCUUCUGCACUUUCAGAGUGACAUCAGUGUGGUGGCAGCAGGAUUUCACCUAGAAUACAAGACUGUUGGUCUUACCACCUGUCCAGAGCCAAUGAUCCCAGCAAAUGGCAUUAAAACCGGGGACAGAUAUAUGGUCAAUGAGGUGGUAGCCUUCACUUGUGAACUUGGGUACACAUUGCAGGGCCAUUCUCACAUUUCCUGCAUGCCGGGGACUGUGCGUCGAUGGAACUACCCACCUCCUCUUUGCAUAGCUCGUUGCGGAGGGGUGUUGUCUGAGAUGAGUGGUGUCAUCCUUAGUCCAGGUUUCCCUGGCAACUACCCAGGCAACCUGGACUGCACCUGGCAAAUCACCCUGCCAACUGGAUAUGGAGCCCACAUUCAAUUCCAAAACUUCUCAUCUGAAGACAACCAUGACUUUCUGGAGGUCAGGGCUGGACCACAGCACAGCUCUGCUCUUAUUGGACAGUUUACUGGCUCACAGAUCCCACCAACUUUGUUGAGCACUACCCACCUAACAAUCAUCCACUUCUACAGUGACCACUCAGAGAACAGGCCGGGGUUCAAACUGAACUAUCAAGCCUAUCAGCUUCAAAAUUGCCAGGACCCCUUUCCUUUCCCCAAUGGUGACAUCAUCAACAGUGACUACAGCGCUGGCCAAUCAGUAACCUUUCAGUGCUAUCAUGGUUACGUUUUGAUCGGACAUCCAGUACUAACGUGCCUCCAUGGGAUCAACCGGAAGUGGAACCACCCUUUUCCACGCUGUGAGGCUCCUUGCGGCUAUAAUGUCACGGCUGAAAACGGGACCAUCUAUUCACCUCAGUACCCCAAUGAAUACCCCAACUCCCAAGACUGUAGCUGGCUCAUCACUGUUCCCCACGGACAUGGAGUUUAUAUCAACUUUACCUUAUUGCAGACAGAGCCUGUCACUGAUUACAUCGCUGUCUGGGAUGGCCCAGAUACGUCGAGUCCUCAGCUGGGAGUCUUCAGUGGCAAUACAGCGUUAGAGUCGGCCUACAGUACCAGCCAGAAGGUCCUGAUCCGCUUUCACUCUGACUUUUCAACUGGAGGCUUCUUCAUUCUCAAUUUCCAUGCCUACCGUUUGAAGAAAUGCUCUCCUCCCCCUGCUGUGGACAAUGCAGAGGUGAUCUAUGAAGAUGAAGAUUUCCAGAUAGGUGAUAUUGUGAAGUACCGCUGUUUACCUGGAUACACACUGGUUGGAAAGGCAGAGCUUAUGUGUAAACUCAAUUCCCACUUGCUUUUUGAAGCACCACCCCCAACAUGUCAAGCCCAGUGCCCAGCCAAUGAGGAGCGUUCUUCGUCAUCAGGGGUGAUACUAAGCCCCGGGUUCCCUAGCAACUACCCAAACAGCCAGACAUGCUCCUGGUUGCUACAUAUGGUUUCAGGUUACACCAUCAAUAUCUAUGUAGAGAUGUUCCACAGUGAGAAACAGUUUGAUGAACUGGAGAUUUUCGAUGGAUCCUCAGGACAGAGUCCUUUGCUUGUUGCUCUAAGUGGAAACCACUCAUCUCAGCUGAACUUCACAUCCAAGACGAACCAGCUCUAUCUACGAUGGUCCACUGACCAUGCAACCAACAAAAGAGGAUUCAAGAUACGAUACUCAGCUGCCUACUGUAGCAUCAAUGAUCCUCCACUGAAUGGGGGCGUGGUCAACCAAACCAAACUCCGUCCAGGCAGCAGACUUCAGUUCUAUUGUAACCGCGGUUACUGCUUGGUAGGCUCAAGCAAUGCCACCUGCAGGCUCCACCCCAAUGGGCUUUUCCAGUGGGAUGCACCACCACCUUUUUGUCAAGCCAUCUCAUGUGGGAUCCCUCAUUCGCCGGGCAACGGCAGCUUCCAUGCUAACCAGUACACUGUUGGUAGCCAGGUCACCUAUCAUUGUAACCAUGGUUACCACCUUGACCCAGGUGUUCCAAUGACAGCAGUGUGUUUGGAGGAUGGAAGUUGGAGUAAUGUUGCCACAGCCCCCAGAUGUCUACCGAUCCACUGCCCCAGCAUUGAGGGCACCUUGUCAGAUCAUAUGACCUACCGCCUGCUGUCUGGAAGGCUGGGAGAGUUUGGCUCUAUGGUGAUGCUGGAAUGCUCAACGGGGUACUAUUUAGGUGUGGGGCAUCGUACUCUUCGCUGCCUUGCCAAUGGGACCUGGGAGGGAUCAGAUGACCCAGCUACAUGCAAGAUCAUCUCCUGUGGUGAGCUUCCUUCUCCACCCUUUGGGACCAAACUGGGGACGUUGACCACAUUCGGAGCAACUGCAAUCUUUAUGUGUAACCAUGGUUACACGCUGGUGGGGUCACAUGUCAGAGAGUGCAGCGCUAACGGGCUGUGGAGUGGUGCCGAGACCAGGUGUCUAGCUGGCCACUGUGACUCUCCAGAUCCUAUUGUCAAUGGCCACAUUAGUGGCGAUGGCUCUAGUUACCGUGACACAGUGGUAUACCAGUGCAUGUUAGGAUAUCGCCUAAUAGGCACAUCAGUUAGAAUCUGUCAGCAAGACCAUCGGUGGUCUGGAACAACACCUGUCUGUGUCCCUAUCACCUGUGGUCACCCCGGCAACCCAGCCAAUGGGCGGACCAAUGGCAGCGAGUUCAACCUCAAUGAUGUUGUCAACUUCACCUGUAACAGAGGUUACAUCCUCAGUGGAAAUGCUCGUGCUCAGUGCCGGCUCAACGGACAGUGGAGCAGCCCCUUACCUGUCUGCAAAGUGGUGAACUGUUCAGACCCGGGCCUCGUGGAGAAUGGUGUACGGCAGUCCGGCCUGCGUUACCCAGAAGUCUUCAGCUAUGGUGUAACUGUGGCAAUCCACUGCAAACGAGGCUUCUACCUCCUGGGCUCUGCACUCCUAACAUGCCAGCCUGAUGGACGAUGGGACCGACCAAUUCCUCACUGCCUAGCUAUUUCCUGUGGUGACCCUGGUGUACCCCCUAAUGCAGUAGUAUCUGGAACUCACAGUUGGACGUACGGCUCAGUGCUGCAGUAUUCCUGUCUGCCUGGAGGGGUGCUGGUGGGCAAUGCUACUCGACACUGUCAGGAGGAUGGCACGUGGAGUGGAGCACCACCAUACUGCACUGGUGUAAGUCCAGGAAUCUGUGGAGACCCAGGGAUGCCUCCCCACGGUGCCCGUCUGGGAGGGGAAGAAUUUAAAACCAAGAGCCUGCUGCGUUUCAGCUGCGAAGCGGGAUAUAGCCUGAUUGGCUCAGCCGAGAGGACCUGCCUUCACAAUGGCACCUGGAGCGGCACGCAGCCUGUGUGUCAAGCUGUAUCCUGUGGUAACCCUGGCACCCCAGCACAUGGCAGAAUUGUCUUCAGUGAUGGCAUCACCUUCGGCAGCUCCGUGGCUUACGCAUGCUGGGAAGGCUUCAAAACAUCUGGCCUGACCACCCGACACUGCACAACUAAUGGAACAUGGACAGGACAACCUCCAGACUGCACUGUGAUCAGUUGCGGAGACCCCGGCCCGGUAGCCAACGGGAUCUAUAUAGGAAGUGAAUUUACCUACAACCACACAGUGACCUACCGCUGUAACCCUGGUCACCUGAUGGAACCACCUGGACCUGGACGCAGCGUCCUGCACUGCACUAAAGAUGGAACAUGGAACCAAACCAAACCUAGCUGUAAAGUGAUCCAGUGUGGACCUCCUGCUCAAGUACAUCAUGGGAAAGUGGAAGGAAGUGACCAUUCAUGGGGCUCGAGUGUUAGCUACAGUUGUUUCCAUGGUUAUCAGUUAUCCACUCCCGCUGUGUUAACCUGUGAGGGGAAUGGGACGUGGACAGGAGAGAUACCACAGUGUCUGCCUGUCCUUUGUGGAGAUCCUGGCUCUCCUGGAGGAGGAUUCAGAGAGGGGAACAUCUUUUCCUACCGGUCAGAGGUCAGGUUCUACUGCCAAGCCCCCUACUUGCUUGUAGGCUCUGUUUCCAGAGUCUGUCAAGCUGAUGGAAUUUGGAGUGGCCAACAACCAGCCUGUAUAGACCCAGCCUUCAACAGCUGUCGUGAUCCAGGAACUCCAGCCUAUGGUAUCCCGGUCAUGGCACAGGGCUUUCAGGUUGGAAGUAAGAUUUCUUUUAAAUGCCGCAAGAACUACCACAUCCUUGGUUCCACCACAAGAACGUGCCUAGAAAACCUAACCUGGAGUGGAACUCAACCUGAGUGCAUAGCCCAUUCAUGCAGACAACCAGAGACGCCCAGUAAUGUAGAUGUUCGAUCUAUGGACCUUCCUACCUUGGGAUAUACGCUGAUCUACACCUGUCAAGAUGGUUUCUAUCUGGCCGGGGGCUCAGAGCACAGAACCUGCAAAAGUGAUGGGAGAUGGUCGGGCAAACCCCCACUCUGUAAAGUUGGAGUGAAAGUCAAUCCCAAAGGAAGAGGAGAGUCAGAUGUCCAGAAGAACAAGAUUCGAGUUCCAGUGGAUGUGUUCUCUCCAAACUCUGAGUGGAGCGGGUUUUAUGAAUAUCUAGGCAAGAGACAGGCCACCACAUUUACAGUUGCUGGGUUCAAUGCUACCAGCGGGAGAGUGAACGUCACAUUACUGGAGACCAGCGGCGUGUCAAUCAGACUGUCAGGUACCUACAAAUCAGAGGAAAACCAGCUGCUGUUGAAGGUCUACCAGGUGAAGGGGCCGACAGAGCAUUACCUCAGCAAGUUUAAAAACGACAACUGGGCUAUGGAUGGAUAUGUUACUGCAGAAUCAGACCAGAAGACUUUUGUCUACCAGGGACAUAUUCACAGUAAAGACUUUGGCAAGUUCCAUCUGACGAGGCAAGGCCCUGUAACCACGUCACUAGAUCCAUCCAACCCCUAUACGAACAGCAGCUCUGUGGCAGCAGCCAUCUUAGUUCCUUUCUUUGCCCUCAUCCUGUCUGGAUUUGCCUUCUACCUCUACAAGCACAGGACAUUGUCUGCUGACACAGAUGACAAUGAGAGACCAAAAGACACCUGGGGGCCUGGCGGCAGGACGCGUCCCAAGGUCCAGUUCAAUGGCUAUGUCGGCCAUGAGAGCUCCAAUGGCCAGGCAUCAUUUGAAAACCCAAUGUAUGACACCAACAUGAAGCCUACUGAGGCUAAGGCAGUUCGAUUCGAUACCACGCUCAAUACAGUCUGCACUGUGGUAUAGUCCAACAAACCUGCCACUACCUAUAUAGUGGUUCAGUCCAGCCUCCCUGUUGCAGUGUGGUUUAACCAAACAGAGAAGAAAGAACAAACUUGUGAUUUGGACUUGUCACCGUGAGCAGUCUGUGUUGUAGCAUGCUGGUCCUCAGGCAGCAUUAUCUGCGCAGUAAUGCAGCUUUGCUCCACCUCCACCUGAACAAUGGUGUCACCUCUCCCUAUAGUCUGAAAGAGCAAAAUAAGGUUGAACCAAUAAACAAGGGAGUAGACAAUGACGUCAUCAAAUAACAUAAAAUCUGUUGUUCAGGAGGUCAGUGCUGGGACCAGAAUUCUUCUUAAGCACUGUUGCUAUUCAGAGAUCGAUAGAAAAAAAAUAAAGAAAACCUUGCUGGACCGUGCUCGUCCAGGGUCAGUUUGACUUCUGCAAAAAUUUGACCCAAAUGUCCAGUCACAUGGCCCCCUCGAAUAUCCUCCCCGCAACCUGAAUAGCGGUUUACCCAAUCUAACCCCAUACUCCAUGCCAAAUUUGCACAGUGGUUUAGGCUUGCUAACUCCCCUGCUGCAGGCCAGAAGUGGGUUUGACCGAUGCAAGGUUCUACCCUCAGGGGAAGCAAAUAGACUAUUCCACCCUUAAAGCCCCUCGGGACAUUGAAUACUUAUUGGAUGGUUCCUAUAUUACAACACAAAAACCAUCAUUGGUGCUGGACCAAAAACCUCCCACUGGACUUCCAUCACGCUGGACUUGACAGGACUGGACUCUCUGAUGCGAUGACAGCUUACAGAGUCUGUUUUGGUGGAAUCUCAUAUAGAUUGUGAAAUGCAGUCAAUGCAGUGACGAGUUCAACCAGACCAAUUCCUUUAAAGAAAAUGAUACUCUCAUCCAGAACUGGAUACUAGUAUAGUACUAGGAGUGGUGGACUAGUAGUAGACAAACCGGGGUCAAAUACAGUUGCAGAUAAGUUUAAAAUGUUCGUUUUAGCCAAACUUGGAGAAUGGGUUAGGUUUGAUAUACCAGGAUAAUCACAGUGUUAGGCAAGUUGAGUUGUUGGAUUUUAAAAUAAGUUACUGUGAUUGUCUUUGCCCAUCUGCCACUUACUGUAUUGCCUUUUAUGACAAUGUCUACCUACAGUAUUUGGCAACCAAUGAGGUUAAAACAUACCAAAUCAAGCUUUUGCAAAUUCUAUUUUUCCCAGGUUUAGUACGAGAGCCUGUGACCUAGUUCUAGAUGAGUUUUGGACGUUUUCAAAUAUUCCAUAGAGUUACUACACAUUUAAAAUCAGUCCUAUACACAAUAUUCCGCACUAGCACUAGGCAGACUGUGCUGAACCAGAAAACCAGACAUUUGAGUUGCCACGCUGGUGUACACAGUGGACUGGUUUCCAGAGGCCUGUCCAAUACAAUCAAAGAGUCAGACAACUGAUUCUUGUUCUUGGACUAGCCAGGAUUCUGUGCUUGGUGGCUGAACAAGUGGAAGCCUGGAGGCAAUAAGCUGUCAAGAUCGUCGACUGCUGCAAUCAGCUGUGGCCAAAUCCAGGAAAUGAUUUGUCUUCUUGUAACUGUGGUCGGGAUUAUCAGUCAAGUGAUGACUGAUUUUUUUCUACAGUAUACUCUCCAGCCACAGAAUCAGAAAUAGAAACAGAUUAACAGACCGACCGGUUGACUGACAGAAAUUAGACAGACGGACACAGACAAAUGGACGGAUAGACAUCUCUGUCAGUCACACUGGAAAAGAGAGAGGACAGGUUGCUACGGAAACAGAGGCAAAUAGUUCUCUCUAAUUGUCUCUGCUGGCAUUUUUCUUCAGUGAAGAUAUUGAUGAACAGACUCCAUGUUCAUAACCCAGUGGGCCCAUGGGACUUCCCAAACGACUGCUGCUGGGGACCCCAAAAUAUAAACUUUAUAUAAACUCUUAAACCGCACAAAUUUUGCACUAGUGUGUUUUUCUGACUGGGUUAUGAAAAAAUGAAUACUUUUUGGGUCUGAAAUGGGUUUGAAAAAUGAGUCAUUCAAAAAAGAGAAUUUUAUUCAAAAACUUCUAUCUUUAAAAAGACGGCAAGAUGACUAAAUACAGGGUUACAGAGUGUUUGUAUAUACACAUUUAUAUUUCAUACUCCCUGUUAGCCGAAGGUGUGACCACAUGCUAUACCGUUGUUUAUUUUGUUGCCAUGACAACAUGCUAGCCAACCAGAAAGUUGGGAUCAGUUUACCUGUGGACCUUUCUAGCUUCUAGUGUCACAUAAUGACACCACUUUGUUGCCAUUUUUAGAACAGUGGCUGUUUCUGAAAGCUCAUACUGAAUACUGUUACUGCUAUAACAUGUGAAAGAAAUAUACAUCCAUAAUAUGCAGUAUGGUCCCACUGAAACACUGGUGCCACACUGCUAGUUUUAUUUACAGCCAUUGAACUCCAUAAUUUUCUGAGAUACUGUACAGUUCUCUUAGGGUUCUCUAUCUAAGUAUUGGUUCACUUUUUCUGUUGAUCCCCAACAGUAGCAGACAGUUUAAGCUUUCAGAAACAAGUGAUUGUUUCUCUAACUCUCUUUAAAAAGAUGUGUUGUGUUUCCACAUUAUCAUGCAUCAUCUUUUCAACGCAUUUUACAUAUCUGAUGAUCUUAUUUCAACACACCUUUUUAAAGAGCUCACAUUGACCGUGUGAUCAGUUUGAGAAUUGGUCAUUUAAGGCAGAGGAAAAACAGAAACGGUAUGAAGACAACAUGCACAAUUAUUGUUGUCAACAGUUAUCGCCCCUGGAGCCCCUCCAUUGUUUGAGAAAUACCUCGUAUGCAGAGAGUAAGUUACAUCCUGCUUAUCAAUGCUGGAACCUCACUGUAACAAAUACACAAGCUUAGCGAGUGUGACCUUGCAUUCAGCUUAUUUCCUGGUAUUUUAAGUCGAAACAUCGUACUAACACCCAUGAGUCUGCAGGAUCCAAGAAAAUUCUCUAGUUUCAAAUCACUUGCCAAGCUUGUUAUUUCUCGCAGUGUCCUCUCAAAAAUAUUUUUAUUUUUCGAAAGAUGCUGCACUUGGUUUAGAUCACAGAUGUAACUGCUUUCAGUGUGUGUCUUUCAGUGUCUUCAGGCCUGUUUCUUGUUUGUUUCACACUCCAUGCACCAUUCUGACAUUAGGCUUACACUUCAGGCAUUUGCUUUAACCUGCAUGAUUUUUCUUAUCCAAAUGAGUUUUACUUGAUGUCCCUCGUGUUUUUCAAAUAUUAAAUUUCAGUCCAUCAUACCGUCAUGCCUACAAACAAUAAAUCACAAAUCCAUUCAUUAAUACAUAUGAUAUCAAAUGGUGAGUGGAAUGUGUGAGAAUCAGAUAAUGAAAGCUUACAACUGAUGAAAUGAUUUUGCUCAUGAAACACUUGUUAUAUUACAGUGUUAUAGUCCAGGACUUAAUUCACUAAAAACAGUGAGUGUAUUUCCACAGAAUUUAAAUACUGAAACAAAAAAAAUCAUUUGGCAUGAGAAGGUUGUCACAUCUACCUAUUCUAAGUGAGAAUGAAUUCACAAGCAAAUUGCAGUUUCUAUUUACAUUUUCUGCUCAUUUAAUUGAAAAUGAAUCUACUCCAGACCUAAAUGUUGCAAAUGAAACGUUCUGAAACAAUGGAGAUUAUGUUUGGAAAGCAUAACUACGGGAUAUUGUUGGUAUUAUAAUAUCCAUUGUGAAGCUGUCAUUCACAGCCUCUGUGUCAGGGUCAUGAACAGACAGCCAGAAACACAUACACCAGUGUGAGGUACACAAAAUAAAGAUAUGCAGAUGUGCGUAUGAGCUAUAAUACUGGCAGUGGUUAAAAAGAACGUCGAGACAGAAGACGUAUUAAAAAUCUCUUCAGAGAAAUAAACAAGACAUCUGUAAACAACAGUAGAGCGUCUGUUCACAAGAUAGUGAGCCUCGAAUCUUUUUAUUGCUGGAGUGCACCCACUUUCUCUAUUUUAAUUGAUUUAAUUAAUUCAGCUGAGAUUUCCUAUGGAGUCAAGAGAGCAUAAUAGUGCCUGAAAAUUAGAGGCUGCAAGGUUUCCACAGGGGUAAUAAAAGGUCUCAUUUUUAACAAUUAAUGACACCGAUCUGAUCUCCUAGUGUGCCCAAACAAGAACAGUUAGACUCCAUAUUCCCUGUUAUCUCUUGCAUGUAAAGAUCAGAGUCAGUACUACAGUGGUUGGAUUUCAGAUCUUAUGCCAUGGUACAGUCUCAAGCUUACAGCAGAAAUCUUAGGUUAUUACAGUGUUUGUGUAAUAGUUUGUCUCAUUGCUUCUGAUAAAUUUAGACUAAAGGUAUGCUGAGUCAUGGUAGAUGUGCAGAAUGAACACAGCUCUGGAUUGUUGGACUGCUAGAUUACAGCUAAACAGAUUUCAGUUUUUUUAUUCAAUCUUAUUCAAUAAUAUCUCUUUCAACAAAAAUGUCUUCAAUAGGGUUACAAAAAAUAGAUCCCAUGUGUCCAUUUUAUACUCACAAAGGAGGCAGUCGAACUGAAAGCUGGAGAUAAUUCAACUAUUUAAAAAUUAAAGGAAUGUGAAUGAUAUAAACGGGAAGAAAGGCAGUCCUCUCGUCUACCAGGUCUACUGUUGAUUCCUCUCAUAUAACAGAAAAGAGGAGGUCUACUGUGGUCCUGAUCGAGAUCAUCAUACAAUAGACAACAUUUUUAUUUAACCUUACAGUGUGUCCCUUACUUGCUGUAUCUUAUUAGAAUCAAAUUCCAUAACAAAAGAGCCCUUCUGGGUGUAAUGAGUUAAUCUUGUUUGGUAUAGCUAUUCUGUUCAUUUCUGUUAAAAAAUUUAGGAAAGACAAUGAGGAGGCUGUGAUACAGUGACUUCUGGCCACUGACAUUUAUAGCAUCACUAGUAUCCUUAGUCGACUUUUGAAAAUGCGAUGAUGAGACACAUCUCUUCUCUGACAUGCCCAGAAAAUUUGGAUAAUAUUCCCUUCACUCAACUUUUUUUUUUCACAAUUUGUGUAGAAGUUUCCACAUUUGUCCUUCAUUUGGCAUCGUCAGCAGUCCUCACUGUUUAAAAGAGCGACAGCUGGCUACAAGUUUAAAAAAAAUAAUAAAACUACCCACUAAAUUUUAAAAUGCCAAGGCUGUUUCUGCUUCUGAGACAUUUCACAGUUUGGGAAGAAGUUUCCACAUUUGUCCCUCACUUUCUCUAAAGUGGUAUUGUCAGCAGUCCUCAUUGAAACAAAGGGCCGCAGGUUGCUGCGAGCUGAAGAAAAUACCAGCUAAAAUUGUAAAUGUCACGCAUUGCCUUUUCACACAGUGUCACAUGGCAGAGAUGAGCUUUUUUUUCUCCAUGAAGUAUUAGAUACAGCAUAGCUUCAAUGCAGAUAUAAGACAUAUCUAAAUAACAUCAGAUGGAUGGAAGAGGGAUGUUGCUAAACUUUUCCUGUAGGAAUACUAUAGGAAAUUCCAGUUGCUGUCCUGCUUGGAGAGGAACCGUGUCAUACAUGUGUUCAUAUGUGGCUCAGCCGCCAGAUGGACCUGUAGAUGGAUUUCUAUCUGUGCUGUAAUGUUUCUGGUGUGUCUGUGAUAUGCACAAAUACACUACAUAUAUAUAUAUAUAUAUGUAUAUAUAUAUAUAUAUGGGCUGCUUUCAGUUUCAGUUUGUCAAAUUUAAAUAUUAAGUAUUGCUGUUAAUUUGCCCUUGACAGGCCUUUGUUUUACCUUCUUUUCGAUAGUCUGGAUAGGACAAACUUCUCAUGCCGUACAUUCAGCAUUAGAGCUUUGAAGAUAAAUCUACAGCCUGGUGUGUCUGAAUUGAACGUGCGUUGACUGCAGCCCUGCUUCACUCAUCAGUGCAAACAAUGAAUAAUUGUCAUUUCAGCACAUGGCAGCUUGUAGAUCAGGACACCACAUAUAAGUGCUAUAUUCACACGUUACAGUGACUGGAUGCGUUAGCGACACAUAUUGACAUGCAGUAAGUACGUUUGUUGCUUUUAAAUGUGUGCUGAAAAAUAUUGUUUCAUUUUUGUUGUCCCAAAUGGCACAGAGAUAUGUUGAAUAUGGCAAGUCCUCACCAGGGAGUUGCCAUCAUCAUUAUUAGUGUUAUCAUUUUAAGCAUCAUAAUCACCGUCAUUAUCAUCACUGUCACCUUUCAUCAUCAUCAUCAUGUGCUGCUGAACUUGAAGUAGGUGCAAAAGAAAAAAAAAUUUUGUACAGAAAAUCUAUUUUUUAUGGAGAAUUUGUAAAAAAACAAAUUAUUAAACAUGCUGUACUUUUUAUGAUUAAUGAUGUAGGUACAACAAAAUCUUGUUCAUUAAAGUCAAUGUUUUUACUGUCACACACCAUGUAAAAAUCUGAGGUUCAAACUGAGUAUCAAAUAUCAAAAUGUCAUAUGAUCUCUUUUGUCCAUUAUGGCUGCUUUUACACAGGAACAGGAAACCUUGCAGGGACCCAGAGUUAACUUUCUUCGUGCUGGAGUGAACUAUAUCUGGGUCACACCUGUAAAACAUUUGUUAUUCACGUUCUAAAACACUAAAAUCAUAUACAAUAAUGUGUCAGUUUCAACCCCUCUACAGCUUGAGGGCAGCAGACUAUGUCUUUUGAACAGCAUUCAUUGCUAAAAAAAUGGUAUAAAGUAAUUAACAACUGUAGGUGGCUUCUAAUGAGAGUUGCCUGAGAAUUGGUUAUUUCUCUCAUUAAAAUAUCUUGUUUACGUACAUACAUAUUUCAGAAUUGAUUUUAGAUACACACACACUUUACAAUGAACAUAAAAUAAACACCAGAUGUUUAGUGUCACAAUAUCAUGAACGGAUUGGUUCAUGGAUGGGUUGAAAAUGACACCUCCGAUAAAACACAGUGUUCUUGUGUAACAGCAGCCCUGUGUGACUGAUCCUAAUGUCUACAUCUGGGAGAGGGAUGACUUCCACAGGCACAAAAGAUUUUGGAUGACUUGACCCCUUUUGUCUUUUAUGGCCCAAAAUCUGAUCCCAUGUCUGUCUAAACAAGGAGGAAUCUGGUUCUCCUUGCUUAGACAUUAUGGGUUUAGAGUGGAAAUGAAAUUGUGGUAAAUUUAGGCUCUAGCAGCAGCAUUAGCAAAUCGGCAACAGUUUCGGAGGCUCCUAUAUAUUGACUGAUAAAACAAGACUGGUACUCUUUAAGUUUUGAAUUCAAGGAUGGAAAAUGGCAUUUUCUGUCCUCCCAUGAGAUCAUGUGAGAGAGAAACAACAUGGAGUGUUAUAAAGAGUUAAACAACAGAUACUGUAUGUGAAUGCAGCCUCACAGCGUGCUGUUAAAGAGACACAGUUUAUCUAUCAGCUAUUUUGAAAACAUUAUUUGAGAAUAAAGUUUUUGAUACAAUAA